Ylistrum balloti is the source of this 1158-nucleotide messenger RNA. Its product is annotated as prolactin-releasing peptide receptor-like. The transcript has 5 exons. Gene Ontology annotation, cellular component: membrane. Gene Ontology annotation, molecular function: G protein-coupled receptor activity. NCBI's taxonomy places the organism in Eukaryota, Metazoa, Mollusca, Bivalvia, Pectinida, Pectinidae. Gene Ontology annotation, biological process: G protein-coupled receptor signaling pathway. The coding region runs from base 1 to 1158 and encodes 385 amino acids. The record is from RefSeq and is a predicted model, not a curated record.
AUGAGCCUCCAGACUUCAGUCAACUCUUCCUUUGGCAGUGUCAAUGGGACAAAUCUCCUAAACUUUGAUUUUACUGCAUGGUUGAAGAGCUCAAACAUUAGCUUUAGUGAUUUAAGUGUACUGCCAGACAUCACGACAAAUGAGCGAGUCGCAAAGAUAGCCAUGUAUGUAUUGGCCAUAGUGCUGGCUUUAACCCUCAAUUCUCUUAUCAUUGUUGUUAUCAUCAGAACAAAAAGUUUGCGAACAAAGUUUAACAUGUACGUUUUGAACUUGGCUUGUGUUAAUAUUCUCAUCGCUGUCACGUGUAUGUGGUUACACGUGGUCACGAACCUCAAUCCGACAAGGUGGCCGCUCGGUCCAUUCUUCUGUAAGAUCAACACAUUUUUGCAAGUGUUGGUUGUGACGGUGAGCGUUUUCACACUAACAGUGGUAGUCAUAGACAGAUUCUUUGCCGCGCUGUUUCCAAGAUGUCUUGUCAUCACCCAAGCACACCAGGUCACGCUCAUUGUUCUCAUUUGGGUAUUUGGAGCUGUUCUCGCAUUGCCAUGGUUACUGUAUUCCCGUUUUGUUGAAUACGAUUGGGUGGGAGGUCAUGAGGUCCUGUGCCAAGCUCACUUCCCUUCCGAGGAAUCUCGAAAGGCCUACAUCACGACGUCAGUGGUGAUUGGCUAUGUACUACCAGUCCUUAUCAUGUUUGUCCUGCUCAUUGUCACGAUGGUGAAAUUCGUGCCGCCAAAAGUACCAGCGACAGAGCAGAGGAAAUCAUUCAACGAGAUGAGGCAAAAAGCUAUGACGAUGAUACUGACAGUGCUGAUAAUAUUCUUCGUAUGUUGGAGCCCUCCAGAGUUUGAGCGACUAUGGGAUAUUUACCGCUACAAAGGCCCGGGUGCAAAGGUACCGGAGGGUAUACAUGCGCUGACCUAUGCCUCGUUCUACAUUGCUUACUUCAGUAGUUGUGUUUACCCGUUAGUAUACAUAGGCUUCAACGAAUGUUUCCGCCAUGCUGCCAAGAAUCUCCUGUGCAGACGAAUGGUUUUGUCCGCGGUUUCCGUAUACCCGGAGGAGCCAGGCCCAAGUUGUGCAGAUGAAAACCAAUCUUCCCCGAAGCUACAGAAUACGGCCGAGGAUGAUUGUUUCACAGAGAUGUCAACGCCGUAA